AUGUCGAGCCAGACCAAGCGGAUUGCCUUGCCCGCCCGGGUUGAACCCAAGGUGUUCUUUGCCAAUGAAAGAACCUUCCUUUCAUGGCUCAAUUUCACGGUCAUUCUCGGCUCGCUCGGGGUCGGGUUGCUCAACUUCGGUGAUUCCAUCGGCCGGGUGUCAGCUGGCUUGUUCACCUUCAUUGCCAUGUUGACCAUGGUUUACGCUCUUGUUACCUAUCACUGGCGUGCUAAAGCCAUCAGAAUGCGGGGCACCGGACCUUACGACGACCGUUUCGGUCCUACCAUGUUGUGCAUCUUUUUGUUCAUUGCGGUUAUUGUGAACUUUACCUUAAGAAUUAGAGGUUAA
Messenger RNA from Diutina rugosa, 348 nucleotides. RefSeq lists its product as uncharacterized. The transcript has a single exon. The record is from RefSeq and is a predicted model, not a curated record. Lineage: Eukaryota; Fungi; Ascomycota; Pichiomycetes; Serinales; Debaryomycetaceae. Bases 1 to 348 code for a protein of 115 amino acids. Gene Ontology annotation, cellular component: vacuolar transporter chaperone complex; fungal-type vacuole membrane.